Messenger RNA from Mollisia scopiformis, 1624 nucleotides. RefSeq lists its product as uncharacterized. The transcript is spliced from 3 exons. The record is from RefSeq and is a predicted model, not a curated record. Bases 312 to 1421 code for a protein of 369 amino acids. Lineage: Eukaryota; Fungi; Ascomycota; Leotiomycetes; Helotiales; Mollisiaceae.
AUGGAAAUCGAUUGGUAUCCCUAGAACCUGCCCAAGACAAAACGUCUCUCGGGAAGUGGCGAUCCCACCACACAAGCCGAAAGCGUACGGCUGCAGAAGAUCUCCCUCCAGGAACUGAAUCAGCUGGGCCGGGGGCUGCUUUUCAAAGCUAUAUGAGUCGGCCUGUCCUGCCGUCUUCCGAAUAAAGCUCACUCUAAUCCGACACCGUCGUAGGCAGAUGUUCGAGGGAUUGCCUUGGUUUUGAUCCCCGAAAACCACUCCUAGUCUGCGCUACAUAAACCUGGAUCGACUUUGGUCUUAAGUUCCCCACGAUGGUCAAUUCUUCUGGUAGUCUACCUCCGGAUACCAAUUUUGCGCCAGGGUUCGUGAUACCGUGCGGGAUACUGGCAGUGAUUGGUGUCUGCCUUUGCGUCGCUCGGAUCGUCACCCGUCUUCGUCCUGCGCCCCACCUACACCUAGAUGACUACCUGAUAUCUAUUGCAACGUUCAUCUCCGUUUUCGAGUACGUUGCGACUUGCAUCGGCGCAGCAAACGGAUGGGGUCACCUCUCGUCCUAUGUUCCUCAACACAACCAGACCAUAGCCUUUAGAUGUUUAUUCGUCGCACAACUAUUUUGGAUAUUCGGGACAGCCUUGGUAAGGAUAUCGGUCGCAGUUUCUCUCCUUCGACUAGGCAGGUGUACUGGGGGUGCGGAGCGCAUUUGGAAGUGGUCUUUGUGGAGUCUUAUUGGGGUGCAGAUCCUCACUUCCAUAGGAUGGCUGAUACUGCUGUUCUUCAACUGUCGCCCGCUACGAGGAAUGUGGGAGCCAGUGCCAGAACUGACAUGCUGGCCUCAUAAGUACACAGUCAAUUAUGGUUGGGUGGCUAACCCAAUUAUCAUCACAAUCGAUUUCAUCUUGGCCAUAAUGCCAGUCCAGCUUAUACGGACGCUACAACGAACUCUUCGUGAGAAGAUAUUGAUAAGCUGUUUAAUGGCAACCGGACUGAUCGCAACUGGCAUCGCCGCUUACAAGAUGACUCUAUCACAACAAGCAAACAUGGGUGAUCUCCUGUCCUCAACAGUAAAAUUAUCUCUCUGGUGCAAGCUAGAGGAACAGGUUGGCAUCAUCGCAGCUUGCUUACCUUGCCUCAAGGCUCAAAUGGAGAAAGUACUUCAUCAGAUUGGAAUCUUGAAGAAGCGUUUCCCAGACUUUGCCCUCUCUUUGAAGCAGAUCAGCAUAAGUCUUUCUCCAAGCGAGGUGCGUCGAAUAUUCUCUGCUGAUAGGACUCGGGCGAAUGUCGAUAUUGGGUCAGUCAAUUCUGCAACGAGUCGGGACUGGGCGAGUGGGACGACGACGACGACGACGACCACGGAUACCAGCAAAAGUACGAUUAUGAGUUUUGAGACGAGGGAAGUUGGUCGUAGGGAUUGGGAUGUUUGAUUAUGGUUGGGGUUUAUAGAUAUAGCUGCAUAGGAUUAGCGUUCUUGAAGAGUUGUCAUUCUAGGUUAUGUGGAAUCUGAGGGGUGGUGAUUGGAGUAUGAAAGGUCAUCGAGCAAAGCAUUUGGAUAGCAAAUAAGCAUGAGCUUGCAUGGAGUUUAUUGGCGUGAUAAGGGGGCAUUGAGUAUAGCAUAGUAUGAGAUCGG